GUACAGACGUCGUUACAGACUUCCGGUGAUGUGUUUUUGGUCGUAGCCACAAAAGUAAUGCAAAGACCAAAAGCACUAGAAAAAUUUGUAACUGCAAUCAAACCAGGUGAAUAUAUUUUGUCAAGAGAAGAAGCCGACUAUGUUCCAAGAAAUGCAGAUGUUUUGGUAGUUCAUAGAACUGGUCAGGAAUGUUUGGUACUUUUCCAAAACUGCAAACAAGAGGAGCCUACAAAGUAUAUACAAAUAACGUGGAAAAAUUACGAUUGGAUGAAGCCGCUAAAAGAGGCCUUAAAACAAGGUGAAAAUAUUGUUGUGUACAGUCAAAACGACGACAGUGAAGGUAUCACCGGUCUGAAAUUUUAUAAUGGACAAAGAUGUACAAUUUGAUCCAGAAUUAGCGUUUUAUAAACAACAACUUCGAAAAAAUCUUGCCGUCAAUAUUCUUAAAAACGGAAAGUGGGGAACUUACAGGCAUCUUCCUUUGGAUGACGUUGAGGAAGUGGAGAGUCAACAUACUUUUGUUACGCUUGGACUCAAAGGACAGCUGAAUACUCUGAAAUGGAUAGAGGGACCAUUGACCAGACAAACCAAAGUGAAAGACGGCGAUAUUUUAAUUUAUGUGGGUAUAAUUGCAAAUAUGCAAAAAGGAAACACAGAGUUGUCCAUCUCCGGAGCACAACAACAAAAAAUAUCAAAUUGUCUAGAAGUUCUUGAUAGAUUUUUGCAACAAAGGCACCCUAUAGUUUCCAGUUUUGUAAUUUCCACAAAAAGAAGAAACGUGUCGAGUGUGGACGGUAUAAUCGAUGUGGUCGCUGAUAUACUUGGUAUCAAAAACAUUAAGAAUGUAGACCCUAACAGACUAUUGACAGAACUAGAAAUGGAUUCGAUGACAGCAACUGAAAUUGUACAAAAUUUAAAAGUAGAUCUUCGAAUUAACUUAACACCUGAUCAGCUUCAUAAUUUAACCCUUAAAAAGGUAACUGAAAUGGAAUUUGCCCAAAAAAACCUGAAAUCCUGCGGCACAGAAAGAAAUGUUCUCACCAAUGUGAGUAAGGGGUCAGCUACUAACACUACGCUUACUUUGUCUUUACCCGAACGAAGUACUGCGAUGACGAAAAUUCUACCCAGUAAUAUCAAGGGCGAUAUUAACAAGAAAACGGUUUUCAUUUUACCAAGUUUUGACGGAUGUCUUCAAGCUUUCGAACCUUUGGCUAAUAGAGUACCAGGUCGUGUGAGAGGCGUUCUUUACAACUUCAAUAAGUACGAAGAAACAAUAAACGAUUGUGCUAGAACCAUUUUACCUCACAUUGAGGCACACAUUUCAAAGAAUGAGGCGUUUGUUAUCAUCGGUCACCUGUAUGGUUCCAUCGUUGGUCUGGAAAUUGUAGCUUUAUUAGAAGAAAAAGGAUAUGUAGGAAAUUUUAUAUCAAUCGAAGGAUCUCCAAUGUACAUGCAGACCUGGCUGGAAACAAAUUCUUUCCUCAGCGAUCAAAACAAACUACAAUUAUUCAUAAUUUCGAAUUUGUUAACAAUAUUGACAAAGGAUGACGUUAAAAUCUAUAUGGAGAAAAUUGCGCUUAACCUAAAACUGGAUGAAAAACUUGAAACAGCAGCAAAUUUUUUGCCAGUAGAUAUAGACAAGCAAUAUUUUAAGGACAGUGUCUACGUUAUUUACAAACGAUGCAGCGCUUUGAUUGACUAUAGAUUUACUCACGACAAACUCAUAUCGAACGUGUACUUAUGUAAAGCUAAACGACCUCUGGUCACUGGUCUAAAAGACGAUUACUCUUUGUCACAAUUAUGCAAAGGUUUCGUACAAGCUGGCACCGUCGAAGAAGACUACUUGAAGAUUAUUUCCAAUGAAAAAUGUUUCGACUAUUUAGAAAAAUGGUUACACUGCUCUUGACAAUCUAAACUUAGACAGACACAACAUCAACCAUAGCUUUUUUAAUAUUCACUAACUGAGUCUUCUUUUAAGGAACGCAUGCCAGAUCUGAACAAAAUCUAUGUAUUUUUAAGACAAUAAUGAUGAUGAUUGUUUUGUAUUAGUUGAUAUAACACUACAAUUAAAAUUACUU
Messenger RNA from Zophobas morio, 2078 nucleotides. Its product is annotated as fatty acid synthase-like. NCBI's taxonomy places the organism in Eukaryota, Metazoa, Arthropoda, Insecta, Coleoptera, Tenebrionidae. The coding region runs from base 365 to 1906 and encodes 513 amino acids. The record is from RefSeq and is a predicted model, not a curated record. The transcript has 6 exons.